Alnus glutinosa is the source of this 4825-nucleotide messenger RNA. RefSeq names its product pentatricopeptide repeat-containing protein At1g06710, mitochondrial. Gene Ontology annotation, molecular function: protein binding. The record is from RefSeq and is a predicted model, not a curated record. The transcript is spliced from 6 exons. NCBI's taxonomy places the organism in Eukaryota, Viridiplantae, Streptophyta, Magnoliopsida, Fagales, Betulaceae. The coding region runs from base 92 to 3133 and encodes 1013 amino acids.
GCCCCAGCCCCCACUCUGUGUCUCCCUCACCUUAAACCCUGAACCUACUGAUUUACAUUUGGAAAACAUUCUCAUACUCGUUCGUCAAGGAAUGAGCAAAAGAGGGAUAAAGACUAUCCUCUCUCACUCACUCCCUUCUCUCUCUCCCUCUCUUCGGUCCAACCCCUUCUUCCCCUCCAAAUCCCCACUACCAUUUCCCUAUGCACCCAAAAUCUCCCGCCAAAAUCUCCUCUCCCUUGUCGCCAGAUUCAUCUCCACCUACUCCCCUGACAAUCUCGAAGGAUUGGUCGAUCCGGAUAACCCCUUUUUGCCAGAGACUACGCGCGUCGAGUCAGUCUCGGCCGAAGAUUUUGCCUUUCUGCGCGACUCUUCGUUGGAUCCCAAUGCUGAUACCGGGUCUUCGGCGCCGAAAUCCGAGUCCGGUAAGUGUUCGAACGAGGCUGUUCUGAUAUCGAAUGCAAUUCGGGAUUAUAAUGAUGGGUUUGGUGACAAAACCCAGAAGUUUCUUAGGCAGUUCAGGGGGAAAUUGGAUGAAACUUUGGUGGUGGAGGUGUUGAGUCUUGCACAAAAUCCUGAAUUGGGUGUCAAGUUUUUCAUAUGGGCAGGGCGGCAAAUUGGGUACAGUCACACAAAAGCUGUGUAUGAUGCAUUGUUAGAGAGAUUGGGGUGUGAUGAUAAUGAAAGAGUACCGGAACAAUUUUUACGAGAGAUUAAAGAUGAUGAUAAGGAAGUGUUUGGGAAGUUGCUUAACGUUUUGAUUCAGAAGUGUUGCCGAAAUGGACUGUGGAAUUUAGCAUUGGAGGAGCUUGGGAGGCUCAAGGAUUUUGGGUACAAGCCCACAAGAUGGACCUAUAAUGCGUUGGUUCAAGUGUUUCUUAAAGCCGAUCGGUUGGACACGGCUUAUUUGGUUCAUAGGGAGAUGUCGAGUUUGGGGUUUAGCAUGGAUGGGUUUACCCUAGGUUGUUUUGUGCGUUCUCUCUGCAAAGCGGGGAGGUGGAGGGAAGCUCUCACGUUGAUUGAGAAGGAAGAGUUUGUGCCUGAUACAGUUCUUUAUACAAAGAUGAUAUCUGGGUUGUGUGAAGCUUCGCUUUUUGAGGAAGCUAUGGAUUUCUUGAACCGAAUGCGAUCAAGUUCUUGCCUUCCUAAUGUUGUGACAUAUAGGACUAUGCUUUGUGGGUGUUUGAGAAAAAGACAGCUUGGUAGGUGUAAGAGAAUUCUCAGUAUGAUGAUCACAGAAGGUUGUUACCCGAGUCCUAGGAUUUUUAAUUCCCUUGUUCAUGCCUAUUGCAAAUCUGGAGAUUACUCUUAUGCCUAUAAGUUGAUUAAGAAAAUGGUAAUAUGCGGUUGUCAGCCAGGUUACGUUGUCUACAAUAUCUUGGUCGGUGGUAUAUGUGGCAAUGAGGAAUUACCAAGCUCAGACAUGUUAGAGUUGGCUGAGAAAGCGUAUGGUGAGAUGCUUGAUGCAGGGGUUGUAUUGAAUAAGGUUAAUAUAAGCAAUUUUGCUCGAUGCCUUUGUGGCGCUGGAAAGUUUGAGAGAGCAUAUAAUGUUAUUCGUGAAAUGAUGAGUAAGGGAUUUAUACCAGAUUCUAGUACCUAUUCUAAAGUGAUUGGAUUUUUGUGCAAUGCCUCCAAGGUAGAAAAUGCCUUUUUAUUGUUCGAAGAAAUGAAAAGGAAUGGUGUUGUUCCUGAUGUCUAUACAUAUACGAUUUUAAUUGAUAGUUUCUGUAAAGCUGGUCUCAUUGAACAGGCUCGCAACUGGUUUGAUGAAAUGGUAAGGGAUGGUUGUGCCCCUAAUGUGGUCACUUACACUGCUCUUAUACAUGCAUUUCUUAAAGCUAGGAAACUGUCCAAUGCAAAUGAACUCUUUGAGUUGAUGUUUUCUGAAGGUUGCUUUCCUAAUGUUGUUACAUAUACUGCUUUGAUUGAUGGCCACUGUAAAGCUGGAGAAAUUGGAAGAGCUUGCCAAGUUUAUGCGAGAAUGAGAGGUAAUGUGGAAGCCUCUGACGUAGAUAUAUAUUUUAGGAUUGAUGAUGGCAAUUCCAAAGAACCAAAUGUUUUCACAUAUGGAGCAUUGGUUGAUGGUUUGUGCAAAGCUCACAAGGUCAAAGAGGCCCAUAACUUAAUAGAUGCUAUGUUGGUGGAAGGUUGUGAGCCAAACCAUAUUGUGUAUGAUGCUCUUAUAGAUGGAUUCUGCAAGGCUGGGAAGUUAAAUGAAGCACAAGAGGUGUUUGCUAACAUGUCGGAGCGUGGUUAUAGUCCUAAUGUCUAUACUUUCAGCUCUUUGAUUGACAGGUUGUUCAAGGAUAAAAGAUUGGAUCUCGCUUUGAAAGUCUUGUCUAAAAUGCUAGAAAAUUCUUGUGCUCCAAAUGUUGUCAUCUACACGGCGAUGAUUGAUGGCCUCUGUAAAGUUGGAAAGACAGAUGAAGCCUAUAAACUUAUGCUGAUGAUGGAAGAAAAAGAGUGCUAUCCAAAUGUUGUGACUUAUACUGCAAUGAUCGACGGAUUUGGGAAACUGGGUAAAGUUGAUAAAUGCCUUGAACUCUUGAGAGAAAUGAGUUCAAAGGGUUGUGCUCCAAAUUUUAUCACCUAUAGGGUUUUGAUAAACCACUGUUGUGCCACUGGCCUUUUUGAUGAGGCUCACAAACUUUUGGAUGAAAUGAAACAGAUGUACUGGCCAAGGCAUAUAUCAAGCUACCGUAAGGUCAUUGAAGGUUUCAACCGAGAAUUUGUUUUAUCUCUUGGGCUUUUGGAUGAGAUUAGUGAGAAUGAUUCAGUUCCGAUUAUUCCAGUAUACAGAAUAUUGGUUGAUAGUUUUAUUAAGGCUGGAAGACUAGAAGCAGCUCUAGAGCUGCACGAAGAGAUUCCGUUAUCCUUUCCUUUAACAACUGCCAACAAGGAUAUGUAUACUUCUCUGAUUGAGAGCCUCUCCCGUGCAAGUAAGGUUGAUAAGGCUUUUAAACUGUAUGCAGAUAUGGUAAAGAGAGGUGGUGUUGCAGAGCUUAACACGUUUGUUCACCUUAUUAAAGGGCUAAUCAAUAUUAACGGGUGGGAAGAAGCACUUCAAUUAUCAGAUAGCAUAUGUCAGAUGGAUGUGCAUUGGCUUCAAGAAGAAGAGUCAUCUUACAGAAAGUAGGCUUUUGUGCACAUUUAUUGCCUUUGCUUAUGGUCGAUGUGAUGAAAUAACAGUGCAUGGUAAAUUUUUUCACAAAGAAUGACAACAUUGAUAUAUGACUCUCAAGUCUUGAUGCACACAUCUGAAAACCUGAGGAUUUGAUUAGCCUUUGCAUGAGAAAUGAAAUGAGUAUCAGUUCUGGACAGCUUUGACUUACUAUUUGGAGCAAUUAAAUAAAGCUUGAGGAAAAUCUGUUAUUCUUCAAUUGUUCAGUCAUAAAAUUGUUGAUGAGGCUUAUUGAGCAUGAUGCCUGUAAAUGCUGCAAAAAUAAUUCACGUCUGAAAUACCCUUCAUUUAUCAUGACAAGGCAUCAAUCAUGUUGGUGGUAAGAAGCUCAACAAAGUUGUUCGGUUUUGCUGUGCCUCGAGUAGGAGUGUUCGUUUUUGUCACGCCAAGAAUUUGUUCCUAGCUGGGCCACUUUAAGCAGGAUAUUUGAUGCUGGAAACUAUCUUCUGGUGCUUGUUUUUGCUCAAAUCAGGUCGCCGGUACUUCCUCCCCUGGAAUAUGGGUUCUAAACCCUCUGAAUACGUAUAUAUAUAAGUUAUCAAUCAAAAGAAAAUGGUGCCGGCGUGGUGGUGGCUAAAACCUCACAGCCUUUAGGAGUCUCAUGAAUAGAGCAUAUGAAUAUCAGCAUUAAUCAAGAGCAGAGAUCUACAGAAAAGUUCUUCAAUGACAGUCGGUAAUAAUUUUUUACAAGCUUCUUUUAUAUAGCAAAUAAAGGUGUACGUUCUAGAGAUCUUUUCCAUCAAUUGCUCCUUUCACCGCCUCAGUCCUCCCAUAGGCCCCAGCACUUUUCCUGACGUAGUGGAAGCGAUAGACGUGAUUGACGUAGUGUAAACCCUUGCCUGCUUUCAACCCCGACGGUAAGGUACCUUCUGUCCCACAUCAUUUCCACAAGCUGAAAUACUUCUUCACUCACAAAGCUCUGAAAACCUCAGUAUCAUGUCCAAAUAUCAAGUUGUAUGACAACGACCCAGUUAGAGAGGAACACUAAAGUCUGCAAGUCUGGUGGUGAGGAGGAUGCUGCAAACUUUCUUGCCUACCAAACAGAGUCAUCGAAGGUCCGUGUGGAUUCUUCAAAUUCCAACUGCUCCAACAGGUAGAUGGAAUUUGCAAUUUUAACUUUUUAAAAUCCGGAGCGGAUUUGAGCAAUUUAAUUCAUUUUGAAGUCAUCCACUAACCCAAACAGCCGAGUGUCGUUCUUUCAAAUGGAAGCAUUGGUUCCUUGAAAUGGAAGCAUCUGACUAGAAACUUGGAUUUGACUUCUUAAUUCAAAUGGACCCACAUACCUAUUUCAUGAAGAGUUGGCUGCUUGAACAAACCAAACAGACCCAUGGGUUCCAAGGACAAUCUUAUUGCAGUAAGCUUUGGUUUCGGGCAUACGUGUGGAAAAAACGUUUCCCUAAUCCAGAAUGAGGUAAAACGGCACUUUCAGUAUUUUCAGCUAGCUGACUCAUCUCUAGGGAGUGUACACAGACCUGCAAGAUAGUCAUUCUUACAUCGCUCCUUUAGCUACACAUAUAUGGUGUGCAUGCAAACUGUAAUUGAGGAAUUGAGCAAUGGUUUAUUUAAAAAAAGAGAUGUAAAAAUAUCAUUUCUCUAUUAUAUCAACUAAUUUAUACUACAAAAUGCUACUAAAAUAUUUUAGUUUUA